This is a messenger RNA of Talaromyces marneffei, 228 nucleotides long. RefSeq lists its product as uncharacterized. The coding region runs from base 1 to 228 and encodes 75 amino acids. NCBI's taxonomy places the organism in Eukaryota, Fungi, Ascomycota, Eurotiomycetes, Eurotiales, Trichocomaceae. The record is from RefSeq and is a predicted model, not a curated record. The transcript is spliced from 2 exons.
AUGGGUUUCAUCGAAAAACUUCAGAGUAAGCUCGAACUCUAUCGUCUCGAACAGCGAUACACACGACGCAAGCACCGCUCCACAUUCUACGGAGAUGCUCAAUAUGUCGACGGCGAAUACGUAUAUGUCAACGGCCCAGCAUCGCCCGCUAUCUCCAAGAACUCGACAGGCGGUCACUGGCGACCUUCCUGGGGUCGAUCUGCAUCUUCUGAUUCCCGCAACUCAUGA